Trichoplusia ni (cabbage looper) is the source of this 1671-nucleotide messenger RNA. Its product is annotated as protein PIF-like. The transcript is spliced from 6 exons. The record is from RefSeq and is a predicted model, not a curated record. NCBI's taxonomy places the organism in Eukaryota, Metazoa, Arthropoda, Insecta, Lepidoptera, Noctuidae. Bases 1 to 1671 code for a protein of 556 amino acids.
AUGUACCGGGCAAAGAGGCUAGCCUGUAGACGCGACCGCUUCGACGAUGACGAUGAUGACAACGACAGAAGAAAUCGUCGUGAUAGACGAAAUGGUCGUGAUCGACGAAACGACAAUCGCCGGGACGAUGAUCGGCAAGAUGAUGAUCGAAACGAUGAUGACCGGCUUGAUGGCGACCGUUACGAACGACAAGUACAACGCACUCGGACAGACAAUAGGUUCGAUAAUGAUCGCAAUGACGGCGCCAGGCGUUGUCGUCGUGGUUGCGGCAUUGCGAGGGAAAGGCGUGACAAUAAUGAUGAUAGACAAGAUGACGACCGGCGAGAUAAAAACGUUAAAAGAACCAGAUACGAUAACGACCGAAGAAACAAAAAUAGAUACGACAAUGAUCGCACUGACGACGACAGACGAGACAAUGAUCGAACAGACGAUGACCGACGAGAAAACAGGUACAGAUACAACAACGACAAUGACAGAUACGAUGACGAUCGAAGGGAUGACGACAGACGAUAUGACGAUAGAUACGAUGAUGACAGACAAGACGAUGACAGACGAGACGAUGAUAGACGUGACAACGACCGGCGAAACAGAUAUAAUAACGACCGAUACGACGACCGACAAGACGAUGAUCGAAGAGACAAUGACAGACGUAAUAGAUAUGAUAACGACAGAAACGACAACGACAGACAAGACGACGACCGACGGGACAAUGAUCGACGCAACAAAUAUGAUAACGACCGGUACGAUGACGAUAGAUUUGACAACGACAGACUCGACAACGACAGGCGAGACAAUGACAGACUUAACAGGUACGACAACGAUCGAAACGAUGACAGGCUAGACAAUGACAGACGCACGAACGACAGACGCAGCAGAUACAACAAUGACAGGCGAGACCGACGGAACAGAAACAACAACCGAAGAGAUGAUGUCAGGACGAACGAUGAUCGGCGAGAUGACGAUAGAAAUGAUGACGACCGUAACGAUGAUGAUCGAAAUGACGACGACAGACGCGACGACGACCGGCGUGAUGACAACAGGCGUAAUGAUAACAGGCGCAAUGAUAACAGACGAACUAGGAGAGACCGGCAAGCUAAACGUGAGCGACUCGACAAUGACAGGAGGAAUCGACAAGAUGAUGACAGGCGGGACAAUGAUAGAUUGAACCGGCGUGAUAAUGACAGGCGGGAUAAUGAUAGAGGGAACCGAAGAGAUGACGAUAGGCGGGACAAUGAUAGAUUUAACCGACGAGAUGACGACAGGAGGGAUAAUGAUAAUGAUAGAAGGGACCGCAACGAUGACAGGAGGGAUAAUGAUAAUGACCGAAGGGAUAAUGAUGAUGACAGGAGGGAUAAUAACGAUGACAGGAGGGAUAAUAACGAUGACAGGAGGGAUAAUAACGAUGACAGGAGGGAUAAUAAUGAUGACAGGAGGGACCGCAACGAUGACAGGAGAGACAAUGAUAAUGAUAGAAGAGACCGCAAUGAUGACAGAAGAGAUCUAGAUAAUAGGCGAGAUGAUAACAGGCGAGACCGGCGUGAUAACCGAAAUGACGAUCGUGAAGACGACGACGAUGAUAACGACAACGCACUAAGGGUACCACCGUCGAGCUAUUCAAGAACUUCGGGAGUUCAUGAUUUAGGCGUAAGUCAACGAAACAAUUCUAAAUAA